Messenger RNA from Monascus purpureus, 1097 nucleotides. The record is from the annotation of a GenBank genome assembly. Lineage: Eukaryota; Fungi; Ascomycota; Eurotiomycetes; Eurotiales; Aspergillaceae.
GGGUCCAGCUGCAACCGUGGCACGGUCGAAACUAUCUGAUGUGUGGUUUGGGCCAGCGUAACAAAGCUGCCUGUACGUCAUGGGCCUGUUUUCGAUAAUAAUUGUCAUGGAUCCCCCCUGAUAGUAAUGUUUUUGUUUCUCUGCCUAUGCUAUCCUCUACAAAUUCAAUCCCUAUUUUCCUUGCUUAUAUUGCUCCAUAUAUCCAGUAUCCUUAUUUUUAUGCUUAUUCCUGUUCGUAUCACUUAACCGUAAAGAAACAUGUCAGGUUGGCUCACAGGAUUGGUGGGCAAGAAGAUUUUGGCAGAGACUGGCAAUAAUAGAUUUGGGCAAGAGGAUCCCUAUUUCGAGGAAGUCCCCGCUUCGCGUCUGUAUCGCGCAUUCGGUAAAAAGACCAAAAAACAACAGAAAGCCGUCCCGCCUGGGUUGUCGGACAAUGAUGCCAAAGUCCUCACCAAGGUCAAACGGAGGGCAUACAGGCUGGACUACAGCCUUUUCAAUUUGUGCGGAAUAAGAUUCGGCUGGGGUAGUGUGAUUGCCUUGAUACCUUUUAUCGGGGAUGGUGCUGAUACAUUGCUUGCAUUGCUCGUUCUUGGAACUUGUGAGGAGAUUGAUGGUGGCCUCCCACCCUCGCUCCGAUUUAGGAUGGCUCUGAAUAUCGCCAUUGACUUCCUCAUCGGCCUUGUCCCAUUUGUAGGAGACCUUGCAGAUGCUAUAUACAAAUGCAACACGAGAAAUGCUAUCCUUCUUGAGGAGCAUCUGCGACAGAAGGGAGCUAAGGCACUUGCGGGCCGAGGUACCGAGCAAGGACAGAUAAUUGAUAUGAGCCUCGGAGAGGAAUUCGACAGGAACGACAGGCAUGACAGGCAAGAACUCGGAAUUAUAGAUAAUUCACCUGUAGGCCACAGGAAACAGGCAUCACCUGGAAACAGAAGGUCUUAGACGGUAGAAGUGAUGUUUGAGAUCCAUCGAGACCGGAAGCCGCAGUGCGUCCACAGAAAAAGCCGCGAGGGGCUGGUUUGGAUCUGGAUAUUGAGUGGAAGAUGCAAGACAUGGACGCCGGUAGAGUGCCAUAAAUAUCAACUUCCCAUAUAUAUCUC